GCAUUGCAUUUUGUCAUUGUCAGCUUUUUACGAAUAGAAAGGUUUUGUAUUGUAACGAAAUACAGUUAUUUAUUCUCAAAGUCAUUGUUAUCAAGAUUUUGUUAUAUAAAAUUGUUUUUAGUCGCAAUCAGUGGAAAGACCUUAUAUUUUUAUACUAAAUCUGUGCUUGAAACUACAGAUUUCGACUGCCUACGUGUUGAGCCAAACACGAUUUUUUUUCAAGAAACUGUGCUUAUGACAUGAUAAAUUGCAUUCGAAGAGAAUAAACAAUAAUCCGGCAGUUAUGAAUAAAAAACCUCUUAGAACUGGUCCAAAAAUAAGGAUAACUCGACCCGCGAACAGAUUACGACGCCUUGAAGAAAGCCCCUUACAACCAAGCAAGGGCAUAGAAGAAAUCAAAUAUAUCUACACCUGUCAGUACUGCCGUCUCAAAUUUACCCAAAACAGCCAUUUUUUCCGCCACAUGACGUCAAAUCACGAACUGCAACAACGCCAAGAAACGUUUGAGUGCAAUGAGUGUCAAAUAGUUUUUAAUAAAAAAGCCCAUUUGGAUAUACAUUGCCAGACACAUCACCAAGUUAGAAGUAAAUCGAAAUGCGAGAUGUGUUCUAUUACAUUCAAAUCAAGGUAUUGCCUCCGUCGACAUCUAAAAAUGAAAGAAGUCAUGCAAGAGAAUGCAUGUUUGAAAUGCCAGAAGAAAUUUUUGAGUAAGGAACAACUGGCCAAGCAUAUGCAGAACAAGCAUACAUUUAAAAAUAGAACAUUUCAAUGUGAAUUGUGUUCUUUGAAGUUUAAAGCAAAGGAAUCUCUCCAAAGCCACCUGAACCGCAUUCAUAAAAGAUUAUGAUUGUGCAAAUGAUUUAGGCUUAAGUGACAAUGUUAUUUGACUUAGCCAUGGAUGUAAAAUAAAAUACGGUUGGAGCAUCAAAGUUCAACAUAGAACUGAUACCUUUUACUUAUAGUUAAUUUAUUUAAAAGUAGCUUUUACAUCUCUGGACUGGUCUCCAUAGCUACUCGAAUAGGUUGUUAGUCCAUGCAGAGAAUCCUCAUAUGUACUUCAUUUAUCAUAUUGUGUGACAGGAAUGAUUUGUCCGUGGCAUCUCAUCGAACUUGUUUUUACAUCUAUGGGUGUGAAUUUAUUUGCAAUAAUAAUUUGUUUUUAGUUUUUGUAUUAUAAGAAUACUUGUAAAUCCUUUUUUUUAGUUUCAUAUACUAGGUUUCAUUGGAAAACAGAUGUAUAGAAUUUGAUAUAUUUUUUUUCUUUUCGAAGUUGUUUUGUACACUAAGUACUGUUGCUCAGUUUCCUUUUUAAUUUUUUUUUCUCUAGGAUUAUUGUUUCUAACAUUUUUUUAUAUUUUUGGGUACCUAAGGGUGAUUUUACAAAUUCAAUGUUUAUUUUAAAGAGGAAAAUGAACAAAACACAAUAAAAAUUAAUUUCUGUUCAAUUUUUUUAAAUCAGUUAUUUUUGCUGAUUUUUUGUCCAGAGUAGUUAUUAUUUUUAGUUAUGUGAAUUGUUUUUUUUUUCUCUAAUUAAUAGUAACAUUUUUAAGUACCUUAUAUACUUAACACGAAUUACUUUAUAAGGACAUAUAAGUCUCAGGCUUAAUUGUCAAUUGAAAAAUAUAAAGGCUUGUAUAUACAAAUCCUUUAGUCAUAAUUCUUUGAGAUUUUUUGAUUAUUUAUUUUAGCAUAGUUUCUAUUACAUUUGUAAGGUCUCAGGAGUUAUAUUUCAAAACUAAUUUCCAAAGUCUCAAGAAAAUGUAUAUUGCUAUACAAUUUACAUUACGUAAUUAUUGCAUAUCUUUCGACUAAUUACUGUAUCAAUAUAGAAAUCUGGGUCAAAGAUUAGAAAUUAGACAUAAUCCCUUUUUUAAAUUAAAGUUUCACUGGGACCUUAAUAUACAUAGCUAAUUUUAGUCAAUAUAUUUUUGAAAUAUUUAACUUUUCAUUCAUUAAAAACAUGAUCUGUUUCUUUUAUGUAUCAAUUUUCAUCUCGAACGUACGAACUUGUCAUAUCUGCAAUAUAUUACCAAUUUUAUUAAGAAGUAAGUUGAAAAUAAAACUAUUCUAUCAUUUGUGCACAAAUGCAGGGUGGCCAGUGUAACAUACUUUGGAAUCCUGAAUUAUGAUGAUAAAAGUACAUAAGUAUAAAAACAAUAUAUAGUCUAUACACAACCUAUAAUCUACCAUAACAUAAAAAGAAUAAUAUAUUUUUGUUGCAGUUAGCAUUUUUGUAAUAACAUUUAGAAAAUUUUUCAAAAAUAAAUAAACAGUAUUUAAA
This is a messenger RNA of Plodia interpunctella (Indianmeal moth), 2281 nucleotides long. RefSeq names its product zinc finger protein 808-like. The transcript has a single exon. Lineage: Eukaryota; Metazoa; Arthropoda; Insecta; Lepidoptera; Pyralidae. The record is from RefSeq and is a predicted model, not a curated record. Bases 284 to 847 code for a protein of 187 amino acids.